AUGGCCUUAAAAGAAGACAUGACGUCCACGACCUGUCCGACAACAACAAACAACAAUAUCAAUUCUGGUGAGAAGAUGGAGAAUAUCUCAACUCAAAAUUCAGUAUUGAUCACAACAUCCUAUCUAUUAUCAAAUCUUCAUUGUCCCUCGUGUGUUUCAAAUAUUCAAAAGUCCCUUUACGCAUUGAGUCCUCGGCCAAAAGAUGUUACUCCAUCUCUCAUGUCUUCAUGGGUGACUGUCCAACACGAUAAAAGUCUAUCAACUGAAGUUAUUCGGAAGGCGUUGCAAUCUGCUGGAUUUGAAGUGUGCGAUGUUACGUCUGAGGAGUACGGCAGUCUUGCAAGAUCGCAUAUACAACAUGACACCGAUACAGGUUACCUAGACCAAGUGCUUCAAAAAUGGUCAGCUACCAGAAGACCCCGAAGACAAUUUUCAUCGUCAUACUUUGAUUCGAACUAUGAACGGCACUUGGAGAAUUGUGAAAUUUGUCGCCAGGACGCCACGGGAGCGAAUCAACAAAAUGUUUCAAAGAAUUUGGGACAAUCAAGUAUACUUUCAGAGCCGCCAUAUAAUAAUACAAGUGAUGGUAGGAACGAUGGUACCACAGAAAGUUCCGGCAAAAGAAUGGAACCUUUGGUAGUCGUUGAUUCCAUCGAUUCAGUUCCUCAGACAUUUCGAGCAUCGCUGGCUAUUGGUGGUAUGACAUGUGCCGCUUGUGCCAAUAACAUCGUGCUAGGACUAAAGAAGAAGUCCUGGGUGAGGGAUGUCGUUGUUAAUCUCAUCUCGAAUAGCGCUACAGUUGACUACGCCGAUGAGAAAUACACAUGUCAAAUAGUUGAAGAGAUAGAGGAUCUUGGUUAUGAUGCGGCCUUGGAUAGUGUUAUCAAUUUGAAACCCGAGCCUCAAAAACAAAAAGUGACGAGGACGGUUGAGAUUAUGGUAGAUGGCAUGUAUUGUGAUCAUUGCCCUCCUCGAAUCAACAACAGUCUGAUCAGUUUUGGCGAUCGCAUUACCCUAGACAGAGCCUUGAGUUUAGAGAACCCAAUACUAAAAAUAACUUACACCCCAUCGGCACCUACUUUCACAAUCAGGCAGAUUCUUUCCAAAAUCUCCAACGUCGAAGAAGGAUUUGUACCGACAAUAUAUCAUCCACCGACUAUCGAAGAGCGGUCUCAAAUAAUCCACAAAAGGGAGCAACAAAGAAUAUUACUUCGAGUUAUCGUCACUUUUAUCAUCGCCAUUCCCACCCUCCUUAUCGGUAUCAUUUUCAUGAGUGUGGUACCGCCAUCCAAUACAAUCAGACAUUAUUUUAUGCAGCCACUUAGAGCCGGCGUCGAUCGUGCACAAUGGUCUCUUCUCGUCAUGGCUACGCCGGUAUACUUUCUUUGUGCCGAUGUCUUCCAUAGAAGAGCUCUGAAGGAAAUACGCUCGUUAUGGAGACCUGGCAGCACGACACCAAUUUUUCAAAGAUUCUAUCGUUUCGGAAGCAUGAAUAUGCUCAUGUCACUAGGUACUACGAUUGCCUAUGUAUCAUCUGUGGCUCAAUUAAUCGCCGCUGCAUCUCAUCCGACUGCUAUGGUGGAUGAUAGCUCUUUCUAUUUUGAUUCAGUCGUCUUCUUGACCUUAUUUUUACUCGUUGGCCGUCUUAUUGAAGCUUACAGCAAGUCAAGAACUGAUGACGCUGUGACUAUGUUAGGGAAGCUACGACCCACAGAAGCACUUUUAAUUGUCCCGAAUCUAUCAAACGAACCGGACGGGGAUUUUCUUGUUCCAUACUCUGAUGAACAUUCAGGAACCACCUCGGGUGAACAAAGCUCUAUCAGAAGCGUCAACGUUGAUUUGCUUGAGUUUGGUGAUACUAUCAAGGUUUUACAUGGUGGCUCUCCAGCAUGCGACGGCAAAGUUAUCAAGGGAGAGACUAAAUUCGAUGAAUCGAGUUUGACCGGAGAGGCAAAGUUGGUCAAGAAAAGUGCGGGAGAUAAAGUGUUUUCUGGAACAGUCAACAAGGAAUCCCCAGUAACAGUCAAGAUUACUGGAGUCGCUGGAUCUUCAAUGCUCGAUCAAAUCGUCAUGGCAGUUCGUGAGGGACAAACUAAAAGAGCACCCAUGGAACGAAUUGCAGAUACUCUAACCGGUUACUUUGUACCUGUCAUUACCCUCAUUGCCAUUCUCACUUUCAUUGUUUGGCUAUCUCUCGGACUUUCAGGAGUCUUACCAGACGAUUAUCGUGGCUCUAGGGGUUGGGCUGUUUGGUCUCUUCAAUUUGCUAUAGCUGUUUUUGUUGUUGCAUGCCCUUGUGGUCUAGCACUAGCCGCUCCUACUGCACUAUUCGUUGGUGGCGGUCUUGCAGCACAUCACGGCAUUCUAGUAAAGGGUGGCGGCGAGGCAUUUGAGAAAGCUAGUAAGCUCGAUUGUGUGGUAUUCGAUAAAACAGGCACCUUGACUCUAGGAGGCGAGCCAACCGUCACAAACUUUGAAUUUGUCUCAGACAACAAAAACAAUCUGAUUGUCUCAAGCGGCCAGAGUAGCUCAAACAUUCAGAUUGUUCAAGGCGAUGACAAUGCUCCAAACAAUGACAUUAUCUCAGGUAAUCUGAUUGUCCCAACGAACAACAAAGAACAAGAUCUUUUAAAUUUGAUCAAGGUCGCCGAAGAAAAUAGUAGCCAUACCGUGGCCAAAGCCAUUGUCUCAUUCUGUGUCAACAACUCAAAACCAUCCUUCAAAGCCUUCACAGAUAUCGAAGAAAUGCCGGGUUACGGGAUGAGAGCUAGCUUUAGUAGCGGGAAAAUGCUAAUUGGGAACGAAUCACUUAUGACACAAUAUGGAGUCAAGAUUGCCCCUGUUCAACAAUCUCGCUUCGAUGUAUGGAAACAGCAAGGCAAAUCGGUAGCACUAGUAGCUUAUUCUACGUUGAAUAUGCCCUACAAACUUACGGCCAUAUUUGCAAUCUCUGAUCCAAUUCGUCCAGAGGCUAUUUCUAUUAUCUCAGCCCUGAAAGCACGUGGUACGGCUGUCUGGAUGCUUUCCGGCGAUAAUCAAACUACGGCCAAUGCUAUUGGACAGCAAGUUGGAAUUCCCUCGACCAAUAUCAUAGCUGGAGUUCUCCCUUCCGAAAAAGCAAACCAGAUCUCCUAUCUUCAAAAGUCUCUACCUCCUAAGAAAAAUUCAUCCUCCAAAAGAGCACUCGUAGCAAUGGUCGGCGACGGCAUCAACGAUUCUCCUGCGCUAACCACUGCCGACGUAGGAAUCGCUAUAGGUUCUGGUUCUGAUAUUGCUAUCUCCUCUGCUGAAUUCGUAUUAGUUUCUAGCAAUCUCCAAUCCCUAAUUACGUUGUUGGAUUUGAGUAAAAUGGUCUUUCGAAGGAUCAAAUUCAACUUUGGUUGGGCUCUGGUUUAUAAUUUGAUAGCGCUGCCGGCAGCAGCAGGGAUAUUCUAUCCAAUUAUUACGGGGGGAGGAAAACACGUUAGGUUGGAUCCAGUCUGGGCAAGUUUGGCAAUGGCAAUGAGUAGUAUUAGUGUGGUUUUGAGCAGUUUGGCGCUGAGGAGUAGAGUACCGGGACUGGGGUUCAAGGCUAGGAAGAUGGAGGAGUGA
Molecule: messenger RNA, 3591 nt
Organism: Botrytis deweyae
Lineage: Eukaryota; Fungi; Ascomycota; Leotiomycetes; Helotiales; Sclerotiniaceae
Exons: 1
Coding region: 1-3591 (1196 amino acids)
Biological process (GO): copper ion homeostasis
Cellular component (GO): membrane
Molecular function (GO): P-type divalent copper transporter activity; ATP hydrolysis activity; copper ion binding
Source: RefSeq, a predicted model, not a curated record